Messenger RNA from Aureobasidium vineae, 330 nucleotides. The record is from the annotation of a GenBank genome assembly. NCBI's taxonomy places the organism in Eukaryota, Fungi, Ascomycota, Dothideomycetes, Dothideales, Saccotheciaceae.
AUGCUAUCUCCCUUCCACCGUGUAACCUUGGACCCCGUCUCGCCAACUACCAACAGCACCAUCUUCGAGGCCAGCUUCACUGUGCCUGACCAGCAUGGUAUCUUCAACUUCAUCGUCAACUACAAGCGUCCUUUCCUCAGCAACGUAUACGAGAAGCGCACCGUCACUGUCCGCCACUUUGCUNNCGACGAGUGGCCGCGCAGUUUCGUCAUCAGCGGCGCUUACCCCUGGAUUGCUGGUAUCGGCGUCACGGCCACUGGCUGGCUGAUCUUUGUCGCUGUCUGGCUUUACAGCAAGCCCGAUGAGUCCAAGGCUAAGAAGACGCAAUAG